GCAUUGCGGUCAGUCAUACAAGCCCAGAAAUCAAGAGUCACCGGCUGACCAGUAGAUAUCAUAACAACAUUAUACAAAUAAGACUGACAAAACAUAUUGAUGAGGAUUUCCUAACACUGCAAGUAUGUGUCAUCGAAUUAAUGAUGUCAUGAAGCUGUGUUGUGAGUUAUCUGCCCAUCAGCAAAUCCAGACCACAGUGAAAGGCUCGGGAAAGGGAGCCGCAGCAGCAGGGGGGCUCGCCUUUGCUGGAGGCCUGGUUGGGGGUCCCCUUGGUAUUGCAGUCGGCGGUGCUGUUGGGGGCCUCCUGGGCUGCUGGCUGACCAGUGGACAAUUCAAACCUCUGCCUCAGAUCAUCAUGGAGCUCAACCCCCAGCAGCAGCAGAAGCUUUAUGAGAGUCUCAUGGUGGCCCUGGGGGACAUUCAGUGGACAGAUGUGCUUCAGUUAACUACUCUAGUGAUGGGGAACUCCGCCCUGAAGCAGCAGGCUACAGCCGUCCUCCUCGGGUACAUCACUAAGGAGCUCCAGGCGGAGGUGCACUACGUGGAUUAGAGUCUGUGGAGUCAGGGACGCAGAAGGAUGGAACCUUUGAAAAUAAUGUGAACUUUUGUUUUGAGAGACUCUUUACUUAAUGUAAAAUAUGAUAUUUUAAAAGUGUACAGCCACCAUCACACUCCUGGAUACACUAUGGGUUUAGCAAAUGAUUGUGGAAAAGCUGUGACACACAUCAGUUUAAGGUACUAUUUAUUAAUAAGCAUUACAUGGCACUGACGGUUAUGGUUAGGCUACACUGAUUUCAAUAUAUAAACACUGGUGAUUAUGCAAUGAAUGAGUGCCAACUGUAUAAUGUGAAAUAUUCUUUGAUUUGCUGGCCAUUUAUUGGCUUUAUGACUGGGAGUUCACCAUUAUCUGUGUACCUUAUAUUGUAUUUAAAUUAUUUCAUCAAUUAAAACAAAAGGUUUGUGUUUUUUUCACUGACUUAUAAAGUUUUA
Messenger RNA from Trematomus bernacchii (emerald rockcod), 990 nucleotides. RefSeq names its product protein C19orf12 homolog. NCBI's taxonomy places the organism in Eukaryota, Metazoa, Chordata, Actinopteri, Perciformes, Nototheniidae. The transcript has 3 exons. The coding region runs from base 125 to 550 and encodes 141 amino acids. The record is from RefSeq and is a predicted model, not a curated record.